AUGGCGAGUGCUCGCGAUUAUUUACCAACACGUGCUAGACUGAUUGAGAAGGGGGUCCAGAUUGGAGCCAAUUGUCUGUGGUGCAAUGAAGAGGCUGAGACCACGACCCAUGUAUUGUUACAAUGCAUAAAGAGUAGAGAAACGUGGAGGAAUUUGGGGAUGCAAUAUAAUAUCGAUCAGGUCCAGUUGCAAAAUGGAAAUAUUGAAGGUAUAAUUUUCUCCAUCUUGAGUAACUUGUCCAAUAAUGAGAAAUGUACUUUUGUCGUGAAUCUUUGGAGCCUUUGGAGGAGUAGAAAUGUUGCAGUUUGGGACAACCAACUUGAUAGAACAGUAGAUAUUAUUCAUAGAGGCAGUUGCUUGUUAACGGAAUGGCGGAUUGCGCGAAAUGUGGAGGAACAAGACCUGCUGUAUAAUCACCAUCGCCAAGGAAGCAAUAAAUGGCAGCGCCCCCCUCAUAAUUUUAUCAAGUGCAAUGUGGAUGCUUCGUUCUCUGAACACCACAAUAAAGUGGGAAUAGGAAUCUGCUUAAGAGAUGAAUUUGGCAUGUUUAUGGGAGCGAGAACACUCUGGUAUCAGCCAGUUACGACAGUUGCAAUUGGAGAGGUUUUACGACUGUUAGCAGCGAUUGAUUGGGUGAAAGAGUUGACAUUUGAAAAUGUGAUUUUCUGUGAAGAUUCUAAAGAAGUGGCAGACUCUUUGUAUUCAGAUGAGCGUGAUGCUACAGAGCUAGGCUCUAUCUUAACUAGAUGUAGAGAUGAUUUAUCCAAUUUUUGUAACAACUCUUAUGUCGAGUUCUCUAGGAGAGAGGCUAAUAUGGUUGCUCAUAAUUUAGCUAAGGCGGCCAUAUAUAACGCCGAUUCUCAUAUCUAUUUUGACAUACCAAUUGUAUUGAUCCUUUGA
Molecule: messenger RNA, 900 nt
Organism: Trifolium pratense (red clover)
Lineage: Eukaryota; Viridiplantae; Streptophyta; Magnoliopsida; Fabales; Fabaceae
Exons: 1
Coding region: 1-900 (299 amino acids)
Molecular function (GO): nucleic acid binding; RNA-DNA hybrid ribonuclease activity
Source: RefSeq, a predicted model, not a curated record